Molecule: messenger RNA, 381 nt
Organism: Penicillium crustosum
Lineage: Eukaryota; Fungi; Ascomycota; Eurotiomycetes; Eurotiales; Aspergillaceae
Exons: 1
Coding region: 1-381 (126 amino acids)
Source: RefSeq, a predicted model, not a curated record
AUGUCUACAUACAACCGCUAUCCAUUAGACACGAUCUCAGAGGAGAUCACACCCACAGAUCAUUAUAUUCUGUGUGGUGGAGGCACAUCCUCUUGCAUCGAAAGGCUGCCUUCCCGGAUACAACAAUAUAAGAAACCCCCCAGCUCUAGACAACAAAUCGAGGACCUGACCUACGAAAUAAGCUAUCUGAGAGCCGAGCUUCAGUGGCAACGAGAGUCGAGGGAAAUCUUUCUUCGUUUCCAGAGAAAGAUGUUUGAAAUAUUUGGCAUGAUGGAAGAUGAGCUUGCGCAGAGCACCACGCGACUCGAGGAAGCACGUUCAAACUAUCUCGGUCUAUGGGAUGUGGACCCAAAGGUAGAAGAUGAAGUAAAGGCAAUAUAG